CGGCGCCGGGCCUCUCCGCGCGGCCUCCUUCCUCCCGCCCGCUCAGCUGGAAGCGGCGGCGGAGGGGAAAGGCGCGGCCCCACCUCGGCGGCACCUCCUCCCCCGGCAGGCGCGGGCGGAGCCGGGCCCGCCUCAGCCGGCUGCGGCGGGAGCAACGCAGCGCGGCGCCGCGGGCAGCGAGCUCCGCAUUCGAACCUCCCUCGCAAAGACAGUCUCCGCCCCACAAUGCACUGCGGCGGGCAGCCUUUGAAAAAGCGGCGCGGCUCGUUCAAGAUGGCGGAGCUCGACCAGUUGCCUGACGAGAGCUCUUCAGCAAAAGCCCUUGUCAGUUUAAAAGAGGGAAGCUUAUCUAACACAUGGAAUGAAAAGUACAGUUCUUUACAGAAAACACCUGUUUGGAAAGGCAGGAAUACAAGCCCUGCUGUGGAAAUGCCUUUCAGAAAUUCAAAACGAAGUCGACUUUUUUCUGAUGAAGAUGAUAGGCAAAUAAAUACAAGGUCACCUAAAAGAAACCAGAGGGUUGCAAUGGUUCCACAGAAAUUUACAGCAACAAUGUCAACACCAGAUAAGAAAGCUUCACAGAAGAUUGGUUUUCGAUUACGUAAUCUGCUCAAGCUUCCCAAAGCACAUAAAUGGUGUAUAUACGAGUGGUUCUAUUCAAAUAUAGAUAAACCACUUUUUGAAGGUGAUAAUGACUUCUGUGUAUGUCUGAAGGAAUCUUUUCCUAAUUUGAAAACAAGAAAGUUAACAAGAGUAGAAUGGGGAAAAAUCAGGCGGCUUAUGGGAAAACCACGGAGCUUUGUAUCUCCCACACAUCAUAAUGCCUUUUUUCUUUUCUCAGCACGAUUACGUGGUGUUCAUGAUGGUUUGUUCACUGGACAGAUAGAUGCUGUGGAUACUCUUAAUGCUACUUAUAGAGUAACUUUUGAUAGGACAGGGCUUGGUACCCAUACCAUCCCUGAUUAUGAAGUUCUUAGUAAUGAGCCUCAUGAGACAAUGCCAAUUGCUGCCUUUGGACAAAAACAGCGGCCUUCUCGAUUUUUUAUGACCCCACCACGUUUACAUUAUACUCCUCCUCUCCAGUCACCAAUUACAGAUAAUGAUCCUUUAUUAGGACAGUCACCAUGGAGAAGUAAAAUUUCUGGCUCUGACACUGAAACGUUAGGUGGUUUUCCAGUAGAAUUUCUUAUACAAGUGACCAGAUUAUCAAAAAUUCUCAUGAUUAAAAAGGAACAUAUCAAGAAAUUAAGGGAAAUGAACACAGAAGCAGAAAAACUGAAGUCAUAUUCCAUGCCCAUCAGCAUUGAAUUUCAGCGGAGAUAUGCAACUAUUGUUCUAGAGCUUGAACAGCUGAACAAGGACCUAAAUAAAGUUUUGCAUAAAGUUCAACAGUAUUGCUAUGAGCUUGCUCCAGACCAGGGGCUGCAGCCAGCAGAUCAGCCGACAGAUAUGAGACGCAGGUGUGAGGAAGAAGCACAGGAAAUUGUUCGGCAUGCAAAUUCCUCAACAGGACAGCCCUGUGUUGAAAAUGAAAAUCUGACAGACUUAAUCUCCAGGCUUACAGCUAUUUUGUUACAAAUUAAGUGUCUAGCUGAAGGAGGAGACCUGAAUUCCUUUGAAUUCAAAUCACUUACAGACUCAUUAAAUGAUAUCAAGAGUACAAUAGAUGCUUCUAAUAUCAGCUGCUUUCAGAAUAAUGUAGAAAUCCAUGUUGCACAUAUUCAGAGUGGCCUGAGCCAGAUGGGAAACUUACAUGCCUUUGCAGCAAAUAACACCAACAGAGACUGAGUAGAAGAUUUCAUUAUUCCAACUGCACAGGACAUUGUUCUUUUCCUUUAUAUAGGCUUCCAACACCAAAUAACCUAACUGCUGGAAAACAAGGGAAAUUUAAAUCUCCAAAUAAGGCAUUUUAAUAGACUGUAUUGCUUCUUAAACCAGCAUUGCUGACCAGCAUUAUAUUUAUUUUUCUUUUAUUAUUCAAAUGCAGUAGCAUUGCUUAUGUUACAUGUUUAUAUUAGCAAAUAUUUUUAAUGAAAAUAUCUGAACAUAAUAUAAUUUCAUUGAAGAAUGCAUUGACCAUUUUUUUUAACAUGCAUGAAUUCACCGCAACACAUGGAGACAACUCAGACAACUGCUGCCAUGGAGAGUCUGAAGAAACCUGGUCUUUUUGUUCAUAUCGGUGGCAAUGUGGAAAUUCCAUCCAGAAAAUUACAACUCCACUUGAUUUAGUUAAUCACCAUCUCAGUCUUCAAAAGAUAACAUCAUGAAGUGUGGGAAGUCCUAGUUUUAAGGAAAGCCACUGAAAUAUAGAUGGGAAAUACGGACUUUACAGGUAUAUGUGAUAUAUACUUGCAAUGUGACAUGGUUCUAUAGAUCAUUUUAUAAUAAAUAUUUAAAUUUAUCAUAACUUAUAUAAAAGAAACCUUUGUUUUUUGUCGUUAAAAUAAAAUGAAGGAAUAGGGAAAAAACAUAACUGCAAAAUGCUAAAUUUCUGCAAAUGGAUUUGGCAUACCUUCCCAUCAGUUCAGGUCAAAAGUGCUAUUGUUAUGAGAUUUAUUUAAAAAAAAAAAAAAAAAGACUGAUAACACACUAUUUUCAUAUUUUUUUUUUGUUUAUUUGCACAACUUUUAAACCAGAUUACUGGUUAAAAUCCAACAGUACACAAUUUGUAAAGUAAAAAGAUUUUAUAAGGAAAACAAAUAUAAUAACCAGUGCUGUGAAAUGCAGAAGAAAGGUUUGUUUUGAUUGUUUUUCUUUUUUAGGAAAAUCCCUAAAAUGUUAAUCUUGUAAAAAGUAUGUAUUUGGAAUUUUCUUUGUUUUAAUAUAGAAUAUUAUAAAGUCAAAAUAUAAUAAAUUGUUUUCAAAUUUUGAGUUUAAGAUAUAGCUGUAGAGGUGAUUUUAAUUCCUUUAGAUGUCUCAUCAAAUGAGACUUUUUAUAUGUUAAUGUAUAAUAAAACUGAAACAAGAUUAUUUUCCAUUUGAAAUUUUUGUAUAGUUUAAAAAUGCUUCCGUAUUCUUUGUUGGUAUUGUGCCACUGCAGAACUUUAGUGCAGAGUUUAUAUUUAGCUAAACUGUUAUGUUAAUUAAAUGCAUAAAUCUUCUAUUCUUAAUAUUUGUAAUUCUAAAUAAAUUGAUCUAUGAAAAUUAA
Messenger RNA from Cebus imitator (Panamanian white-faced capuchin), 3148 nucleotides. It is a transcript of the gene LIN9, whose product is annotated as lin-9 DREAM MuvB core complex component. Gene Ontology annotation, molecular function: DNA binding. The transcript is spliced from 14 exons. The record is from RefSeq and is a predicted model, not a curated record. Gene Ontology annotation, cellular component: nucleoplasm; transcription repressor complex. Bases 226 to 1788 code for a protein of 520 amino acids. Lineage: Eukaryota; Metazoa; Chordata; Mammalia; Primates; Cebidae. Gene Ontology annotation, biological process: regulation of cell cycle; regulation of transcription by RNA polymerase II; DNA-templated transcription.